UUAUUUCCAUGAGGCAAAAAAGAAAGAAACAGAGAAAGUGAAAUCAAAUCAAAAUGAAAACAAGAGAGAAACCAAAACACACAAAGAAGAACAUGUCGUGGUCACAAGAACAAGAAGGAAGAGGAAGAAGAAGAAGAGCACAAGCACAACCAAGCCAAGUAGUGGGGUUUGUUUUCUUAAUUGCCUCAUUCAUGAUCCUCACAACAACCUUAACCUCCACACCGACAACCUCAGCUUCUGCUACUCCCACCACCAACAACAACGAUGAUGUUGCAGUAGUAACCUUGUUAACCUCGUUCAAGACAUCCUAUGUUUCCUCUGACCCAUACAACUUUCUCUCAACCUGGUCCGCCGCCGCCACCUCUCCCUGCUCCUGGCGCGGCGUUUCCUGCUCCGCCGCCGGCGAUGUUACCACCGUCAACCUCACCGGCGCUUCCCUCACCGGCACGCUUCACCUCCCGACCCUGACUUCAAUACCCACUUUGCAAAACCUUCUCUUACGCGGAAAUUCCUUCAACGCUUUCAACUUCUCCGUUUCCUCUUCUUGUUCCCUCACCACCCUCGACCUCUCAGCUACCAACUUCUCCGGCGAGUUCCCGUUUCACGACCUCACUCCCUGCCGCGGCCUCAACCACCUCAACCUCUCCCGGAAUUUCAUCACCGGCGCCGCCGCCCAAUAUCACUCUCGCAGUUUUGGUCCUUCUUCUCUGCUUGAGCUUGACGUUUCGAGGAAUUUGUUUUCUGAUUUUAGCUUUGUGGCGUCUGCGGUUGCGGAUUGUGGCGGUUUGGUUAUGCUGAAUUUCUCUGACAACCGAGUUGCGGGUCAACUCAGUGAGUCGCUUGUUCCUUGCGCGAACCUUUCUACUCUGGAUAUUUCCCACAACCUGCUUUCUGGGAAGAUACCCCCUCGUAUUGUGGGAGAUGCUGUUGAGGUUUUGGAUCUGUCAAGCAACAAUUUUUCUGAUGGGUUUUCUGGGGUUGAUUUUGGGAAGUGUGAGAGGCUUGUUUGGUUGAGUUUCUCUCACAAUGAGCUUUCAAGUGGUGAGUUUCCACCGAGUUUGAGCAACUGCAAGGUGCUGGAGACUGUUGAUUUUUCCCACAAUGAGCUCAGGUUGGAGAUUCCUGGGGUUCUUCUUGGUGGGUUAAGGAGUUUGAAGGAACUGUUUCUUGGGCAUAAUCAGUUUUAUGGUGUGAUACCUAUGGAGCUUGGAAUGGCUUGUGGGACUUUGGAAGUGCUUGAUCUGUCUCAGAAUAAGCUUUCUGGUGAGUUGCCUUUGACAUUUGGGAAGUGCUUUUCUUUGAAAAGUCUAAACCUUGCUAAGAAUUAUCUCUCUGGAAACUUCCUUGCCUCAGUUGUCAGCAACAUUUCAAGUCUCAGGUAUCUCUAUGUGCCAUUUAACAACAUAACUGGGUCUGUUCCAUUGUCUCUUGCCAAUUGUACACAGCUUCAGGUUCUUGACCUCAGUUCCAAUGCCUUCACUGGCAAUGUCCCUUCCGGGAUUUGCUCUUCUCUUUCGAACUUGGAGAAGAUGCUUUUGGCUGGCAAUUACCUUUCAGGGGAGGUUCCUGCUGAGCUUGGUGGGUGCAAGAGUUUGAGGACAAUUGAUUUCAGCUUUAACAAUCUGAAGGGCUCAAUACCCUUGGAAGUUUGGUCCUUGCCUAAUCUUUCUGACUUGAUUAUGUGGGCAAACAACCUCAGUGGGGAGAUUCCUGAAGGAAUCUGUGUCAAUGGAGGGAACCUUGAGACCUUGAUUCUCAACAAUAACUUCAUCUCAGGCUCCAUUCCUCAGUCAAUUGCUAAUUGCACCAACAUGAUUUGGGUGUCCCUCGCUAGUAACCGGAUCACCGGGGGAAUUCCUGCUGGUAUUGGGAACCUGAAUGCACUUGCAAUCCUCCAACUAGGUAACAAUUCACUCACUGGAUUAAUCCCUCCAGCGAUUGGGAAGUGUAAGACGCUCAUAUGGUUAGAUUUGAACAGCAAUAACCUUACUGGUACUGUCCCACAUGAGCUUUCCAAUCAAGCUGGAUUGGUUAUUCCUGGGAGUGUUUCAGGGAAGCAGUUUGCAUUUGUGAGAAAUGAAGGUGGAACAAAUUGCAGGGGAGCUGGGGGGCUAGUUGAAUUUGAAGAUAUCAGGGUGGAGAGGCUUGAAGGUUUUCCUAUGGUUCACUCCUGCCCAUUAACAAGAAUCUACUCUGGUUUGACUGUUUACACCUUCCCCUCCAAUGGCAGCAUGAUCUACCUUGACCUUUCCUACAAUUUCUUGGAAGGAAGCAUUCCUGAAAAUUUGGGUGGAAUGGCCUAUUUGCAGGUCUUGAAUCUGGGACACAAUAGGCUGAUUGGGAAUAUUCCAGAGAGUUUUGGUGGUCUUAAAGCUAUUGGAGUGCUUGAUCUCUCCCACAACAACCUUCAAGGAUUCAUCCCUGGCUCAUUGGAAAGUCUAUCUUUUCUCAGUGACCUUGAUGUGUCUAAUAAUAACCUCACAGGCUCCAUUCCUUCUGGGGGUCAGCUAACCACUUUCCCGUCAUCUAGAUAUGAAAACAACUCUAACCUUUGCGGCGUCCCGUUAGAGCCGUGUGGUGCGUCGAAUCACUCAACAGGUUUUCAUACUUUGAAGAAGAAGCAACCUGCUGCAGAAGGGAUAGUCAUUGGCCUUCUUCUGUUUCUCUUGGUUGUUCUUGGGCUUUUGUUAGCUUUCUAUCAAGUGAAAAAGAUCCGGAGGAAGGAGAAAAAGAGAGAAAAAUAUAUAGAAAGUCUUCCAACUUCAGGUAGCAGCAGUUGGAAGCUUUCAAGCUUUCCUGAGCCUCUAAGCAUCAAUGUUGCAACCUUUGAGAAGCCUCUGAGGAAGUUGACAUUCGCACAUCUUCUUGAGGCGACUAAUGGCUUCAGUGCUGAAAGCUUGAUAGGGUCUGGAGGGUUUGGUGAGGUCUACAAAGCUAAGCUAAAAGAUGGUUGUGUUGUUGCUAUCAAGAAGCUCAUUCAUGUGACGGGUCAGGGAGAUAGAGAGUUCAUGGCUGAAAUGGAAACUAUUGGGAAGAUUAAACAUAGGAACCUGGUUCCACUACUAGGUUACUGCAAAGUCGGCGAGGAGAGGCUUCUUGUGUAUGAGUACAUGAAAUGGGGAAGCCUUGAGGCUGUUCUACAUGAAAGGGGUAAAGGAGGCGGCACAGGAAGCCUUGACUGGGAAGCAAGAAAGAAGAUAGCUAUAGGGUCAGCAAGAGGUCUUGCAUUUCUUCACCAUAGUUGCAUACCUCAUAUCAUACACAGGGACAUGAAGUCCAGCAACGUUCUCCUUGAUGAAAAUUUUGAGGCUAGAGUUUCAGAUUUUGGCAUGGCAAGAUUGGUGAAUGCCCUUGACACUCAUCUCACAGUGAGCACACUUGCAGGAACACCAGGUUAUGUACCUCCUGAAUACUACCAGAGUUUUAGAUGCACUGCAAAAGGGGAUGUCUAUAGUUAUGGUGUCAUACUGCUGGAGCUUCUAUCAGGGAAGAGGCCGAUUGACUCGGUGGAGUUUGGUGAUGACAACAAUCUUGUUGGAUGGUCGAAGAAGCUUUAUAGAGAGAAAAGAAUCAUUGAAAUUCUUGAUCCUGACUUAAUUGUGCAAACAUCUAGUGAAAGUGAGCUAUGUCAGUAUUUGAAAAUUGCUUUUGAAUGUCUAGAAGAAAGACCGUACCGGAGACCAACCAUGAUACAAGUGAUGUCGAUGUUUAAAGAGCUUCAGGUUGACACUGAUAAUGAUGUGCUUGAUAGCUUCUCUCUGAAGGACAAUGUUAUUGAUGAAGCAUGAGAAAAGGAUCUUUUGGUCUCUACCAUACUCAAGAAGCCCUUUGACAAUGAAAGAAGAGAAGGUUCUGAACAUUAGAUUGUUGCUGAACUAAGUUGACAAAAUCUGGUGACAUUGAUCUAUCUUUUGUGUGGAAUUGUAGAAGGGCCACAUGACAUUAUUCUUGCUGUAUAUAAGACAUGUUUGGAUCAGCUCAUUUUUCCUCAAAAUCAAUUCUUGCAUCCAGAAUCUACUACAAAAGAUUCUUCCCAUAAUUGAUUUUGGCUUCAGAAUCAAUUAUAGAUAUUUUCCAAAUAUGCACUUAAUGAGAUUAAGAGGUCGAAGGUGAUCGUCGACUACAUGGAAGGUUGAGCCCUGAGAGUAUAGACAGAGUUUCAUGUUCUGUUGUAUGCUGAAAGAGUAUUCAGUCACUUGAAAUUGGUAAAACAUGUUUUUCGCAUGUGAACUUCUGUCAUUCCAUCGUUAACCUCAAUUUUGCUGAUGACUUCAAAAUUUUGUUUACCAGUUCCAUGAGGUUCUCUGUUACUAUCACAGUUUUGCUCACUUGUGUUUUGAUUCAUAUGUUGAAACUGCCAAUUUUUGUUAUUUAUAGAAAGCUAAAAACUGUUGUAAGUACAAAUGAAUUUUUCAGUGAUUUUACCUUACUAUUUGGUUGCAA
This is a messenger RNA of Lotus japonicus, 4443 nucleotides long. Its product is annotated as receptor-like protein kinase BRI1-like 3. The record is from RefSeq and is a predicted model, not a curated record. Lineage: Eukaryota; Viridiplantae; Streptophyta; Magnoliopsida; Fabales; Fabaceae. The coding region runs from base 54 to 3788 and encodes 1244 amino acids. Gene Ontology annotation, molecular function: ATP binding; protein binding; protein kinase activity. Gene Ontology annotation, biological process: protein phosphorylation. The transcript has a single exon.